Molecule: messenger RNA, 871 nt
Organism: Drosophila suzukii
Lineage: Eukaryota; Metazoa; Arthropoda; Insecta; Diptera; Drosophilidae
Product: trypsin 3A1
Biological process (GO): proteolysis
Molecular function (GO): serine-type endopeptidase activity
Source: RefSeq, a predicted model, not a curated record
GUUGUGUACACAGAAAAUGUCAAAAUUCGUAUUCGUAAUCGCGAUCCUGUCGCUAGUGAAAUGUGGACAGUCCCAAAUUGCUUUUACCAACCAGCCCUGCUCGGUUCGGAAUCCCAAAAUAGUGGGUGGCAGCGAGGCGGAGCGCAACGAAAUGCCCUAUAUGGUUAGUUUAAUGCGUCGCGGUGGUCACUUCUGUGGCGGCACGAUUAUCUCCGAGCGAUGGAUCCUCACGGCGGGACAUUGCAUCUGCAAUGGCCUGCAGCAGUUUAUGAAACCCGCUCAAAUCCAAGGAGCUGUGGGUCUGCACAGCAUCAGAGAGUAUCUCAACGGGAUUGGCAACGGUCCGGAUGCACUGAGGGUGGACUUCAAGAACAUUGUGCCCCAUCCGCAGUACGACUGCAAUGAUGUAAAGCAUGAUAUAGCCCUGAUGGAAAUGGUCCAGCCGAUCCGAUUCACCGCCCACAUCCAGCCCAGCUGCGUGGGAUGAGAAGGACACCGAAGUUUGGAGCAGGAGUACGGGACCGUUUCCGGUUGGGGCUGGACGCACGAGAACCAAGCGGAGAACGACCGAUCGGACGUCCUGCGCAAAGCCACCGUUAAGAUCUGGAACAACGAGGUGUGCGAGAGGUCCUACAGGUCCCUGGGAAAAAGUAACACUAUUGGAGAGACGCAAUUGUGCGCGGGCUAUGAAAACGGUCAAAUUGAUUCGUGUUGGGCGGACUCCGGCGGCCCACUGAUGUCCAAGGAGCAUCACCUGGUGGGCGUAGUGUCCACUGGAAUAGGCUGCGCUCGUCCUGGUUUGCCCGGAAUCUAUACGCGCGUCAGUAAAUACGUGUCUUGGAUGCAGAAUGUGAUAGGAGGCAGGAAAUAA